GGAGGAGCCCUUGUUUCUAUCUCCAUCUUGCGGUUGGACUUGAUACCUGUUGAAGGUUGUUCCACAACCAGCCACACAAGGCUCAAUCACCGUUGAAGUGGGUUGGACAUCCUGCCACCUCCUGCAGGUGGAGACACUGACCGGCCAGAUGCAGUUCGAGGCAGAUGUGCGUCCGUGCAGUUACAUCACACAGGAGCCAAAGUCCGGAUGGCCCGUGGGAGGGGCAGCUCCCUCCCCACCAGGCAUGUGGGAGGAGGCAGGCGGGCGAAAGGGCGGAGUGGUGGGUGUGGACGUGGAAAGGCUGUGUCUCUCACUCAACAUCUCCGGGGUCUCUGGACCAGCUCCUACGGCCUGCGAGGAGGUCGGCUCCCUGGACGAAGGCAUGGACCCCAUCGACAAACCCCCGGAGUGCGGUGAAGAGGAGAGGUCCACCAACAGGGGCCCUGGUGGGAGCGAAACUCCACAUCAAACUCCAGCAAGUCUCCACGGCAACUGGGGAGGAAGCGAACAGGAGGUUGUGGGGCCAACGGUCCAGAGCGGGCAGAUCGCCACACAGCAGACGACGCCGCCCAGCGCCAACUCCAAGGGCGCCCUCCUCUUCAACCGGCGUAAGAAGCGGGUCAACCAGUUUGCGCUCGGUGAGCCGGCAGGCCCGGAUGGAGGGGGCAGGGAGCCCGAGGGAUGUCUAAGCCCCGAGGAGACCAGCGUGCCCUACUUCGAGCAGCAGUCAGCCAGCAUGGAGAAGGAGAAGGAAGAGGAGGUGGUGGUGGUGGUGGCGGCUAGGCCUCAGGCUGAGGAAGUGAAGGGGCCCAGCCUAACUGCCCACGCCGAGGCCUAUUUGGAGCUGCCGAGGGAGGCCCGAGGGGCGACCGAGGGCCAGAGGGGGGCCCUGCAGCCUUGGUCGGCCAAGACAGGCAUCCUGGAGCAUUCGAGACUCCGCAACGCCAGCCGGAAACCCAUGUUCACCUUCCACGAGCGGCCCAGGCUGGAGCCCAAUCCCGAGCUGCUGUCUCUGGUGCACGGAGCUGACGGGCAGCGCAAGGCCGCAGGUGGAGGUGGAGGUGGAGGCGGGGGCGGGCCAGGGCAGGGUCCGGGCGACGAGCUGGGCCUGGGGGCCGAGGCCUGCAUGCUAGGUCAGCCCAAGGCCCCGGCUCCCGGACCCCCUGCUGGCGAGGAACGGCCGGCGCCAGCCUGGGCCUCGUGCUUGAGGCCUCGAGAGCUGAGGGGGGCGCCGCCGCCUCUACGCAGGCCCGGGGGCUCGCCAGGUCUGUCCGAGGUACGGGGCAAAGGGGCCGAGCUGUUCGCCCGGCGCCAGACUCGCAUGGAGCGCUUCACCAUCGAGGGCCCAGCUCCUAGGCCCCCCUCGCCCACUGCCUCGCUGCCGCCCAGUUGGAAGUGCAGUAACAGUCUAGUCCUGCUCCGGGGCAGGUCCUACAAUGGCAAGGCUGAGGCUCCAGGUCUAGUCCGGGGUGGAGCAUUCAACAACAAAACCGAGGCUCCAGGCCUAGUCCGAGGCAGGGCCUACAACGGCAAGGCCGGGGCUUCGGGCCUAGUCCAAAGUACAGCCUACAGCAGUAAAGCUGAGGCUCCAGGCCUUGUCCGGGGCAGGUCCUAUAGCAACAAGGCCGAGGCUCCAGGCCUAGUCCGGAGCGGGUCAUAUAACGGCAAGGCCGAGGCUCCAGGCCUAGUCCGGGGCGGGUCCUACAGCAACAAGGCCGAGGCUCCAGUCCUAAUCCCGGGCGGGACCUAUAACGGCAAGGCUGAGGCUCCAGGCCUAGUCCGCCGGCAGAUCAGCUCGACCUCCUUGGUGCUAUUGCCGCCCACCGGGGCCUCUCCCACUGGGCGCGGCUCGGCUCCCCCUCCCCCUACCGCUGCCAGGCCGCCCGCGCCCAGGAUCAACGGUGUCGCUGCGGAGACGACUCGAGGCGCCGACUCACCCACUGCCGGAGUUGGGCGCGGAGGAACGACCACCCCCAGGCCCAGCUUCUCGGCGAGGAGAGCCGGACUCGAGGCCCAGGGGUGGACAUCUCCUGUGACUCCCCCGUGGAAGACCACCCUGGAACGUAGAACCAGUGGCCCCAGGACCUACAUGGACACCAUCCAGAGGGAGGCAGUGAUGAGUCCCCGGUCCCCCCCAAGCCCAGUCACCCCCUCGUUCUCGCCAGGGCCGGAGGUGACGGGGAGCCGCCGGCUGAAGGAUCUUCUGGCCAAGAACGUGGUGAUCGCGGCUCGUCGCAAGAAGCUCUCCGACUCCAGCGCCUCUUCUCCCGGCGUUCCCGGAGAGCCGCCGUCCCCCCUCAGCCCCCGGAGUGACUGCUUCUCCCCUCUCUCCCCGGGAGUCUCCCCUCCGGCCGCGUACAUCCGAUCGCCGCUGAGGGUGUACCGCAGAUCGCUGACCGACUCGGAGUUCUCCCUGGGCUCGGACGAUUCCGGAGCCCGGUCUCCCAGCUACCACAACUUCUGCCCCAGGGGCUGGUGUGCGAACAGACGCAGGACCAGCGAGCAAUGACUCCCCUCUCCACCGCCAGCGGGAGGUGCAGCGGGCAGCGAGAGGCCGCAGACUGGCAUCCAUCACCAAGACCCGCCAGGCUGCAGACACCCGGCAGGUCGGGCAGCAUCUGUGGAGGAAGGAACGGAGUCUGCAGCGAGAAGCCUUCAGAAAUCGAACACUUUUUAUCUUUGAAGCUUUCGAUUGCCAGAUCCAGAUCCAGCCCACCGUGUCUGUGCCGACCUGCUCACACUAAUUCUACGUUAUCCCACUUGCUCAUCCACUGCCUACACACUAGGGGGCAACUUUUACAAAGGGCAAAAUUAACCUACAAACCA
Amblyraja radiata (thorny skate) is the source of this 2826-nucleotide messenger RNA. RefSeq names its product synaptopodin (gene synpo). Gene Ontology annotation, cellular component: nucleus; Z disc; actin cytoskeleton. Gene Ontology annotation, molecular function: actin binding. NCBI's taxonomy places the organism in Eukaryota, Metazoa, Chordata, Chondrichthyes, Rajiformes, Rajidae. The record is from RefSeq and is a predicted model, not a curated record. The transcript has 4 exons. Gene Ontology annotation, biological process: positive regulation of actin filament bundle assembly. The coding region runs from base 149 to 2509 and encodes 786 amino acids.